This is a messenger RNA of Hyalella azteca, 1779 nucleotides long. RefSeq lists its product as uncharacterized. Bases 315 to 1259 code for a protein of 314 amino acids. Lineage: Eukaryota; Metazoa; Arthropoda; Malacostraca; Amphipoda; Hyalellidae. The record is from RefSeq and is a predicted model, not a curated record. The transcript has 2 exons.
CGUUGUGGGUUGGUGGCGCCACUCUCCUCAUUGUGACUUGCGCAGUCGAAGAGAGAAGGUGGUGGAGGUUGUAGGUCCUUGUAUUUUGUUACCUGAGCUACCCUUAGGAUUAUCUCUACUCACCUCAUAACUGUCGCGCCAAACUACAAAAAAUAUCCGAUUUCGUCUAUUUGAAGCCUAAAAAAAGUGUUAGUGGUGCUUCAUUGUGAUACAGCAAAGUGACAUUUUAUGCAGUGCUAGAGAAGUGUGUGGUACGCGAGAGGAAUUUUCUUAAGCCAUUCAUCCAUAGUUGUGACACACCUCGACCUAUCGACAUGGAUGAAAAGAGCAGCAUUUUGCUUGCUCGUGGAUGUGACGAUGAAGAACUGGAGGACUUUUUCGAGCGUUUAGGACGUUUGGUUCCCAAGCUUCGUUGUACUUGCGAAGAAUUGAGUCAUUGCGACUUUCACAGCUCACAAGAAAUGAGAGAUUCUAACGGCGACUCCAAUCAUGUAGCGCAACCUCAGGCAAUAAAUGAAGGCUAUGAUUCGUCGUCUAAAUGUGCUCUUGAUCAACAUGCAAUCUUUGAUUCGUCGAGAGUAGAUGACAGUAUUUCAUCCAAAAUUGUCGACGAUUGUCAAGGGUCUAGUCAAGUAUAUAAUUUAAUUCCAAUACAAUCACUUACGUUUGACCACCCAACACUUAACGUUGUAAAUAAUAAAUUCAACCAGCCGUGUAAAUCCAGGCGAGUCAACCACCCCGCUGUUAAAACUUGCAGAAUACGAAAUAGAACCACUCCGUAUAAUUUAGCUAAGCAUGUUACCAAAAUAGAUAGUCACGCCAAAUCAUCUUCGAGCCGCUAUUGCCCAAGUACGAAAUUUGAGCCUGAAGGUCGGCUCGAACUUCUAACUGACGUCAUUGAAUACAUACAUAAUCUUCAGAGCCUCUUGGAGAGCGCACAAGGCAGAGGUUUUGACGUCUCCUCUGACCUGGAUCAUGGCUCCAAGCUACACCCGGAAGAUCAAGAGGAAUCUUGCAAGACCACCCACUCUGGGAAGGCUCGUUACCCUUUCAGUGAUCAGGAUGCGAAGGCCGAAGGUAUGAAGCUGGCUCAUGAAUCUGACGUCGUGCCACCUGUGGAUCAAGCCAUCAAGUUGUUGGACCGUGUAGUGCCGGCAGCUGGGGCUUCGUCGUUCAGAUUAGUGGAAUCUGUGGCGUCUGUGGACCGAGCCAUCGAGCUGCUCGAGUACAAGACAGGCGCCAUCACUCUUACUGCCUGAUCUCAAGCGCAACCACCUUACUAACGAGUGAUCUCAUCAUGGGCAUGGAGGGUACAUACCUAACGGUCGUCUCAUCAGUUGUUGACAUCCGCAUCUCUUUUUAAAUAUGAUAACUUUUGAAUAAUUGUUUACUGCAGCGUUCGUGUUAAGGGAUAACUUCUGAAGAAUUGUUCACUCAAACGUUUGUGUUAAGGAAUAAAUUUUGAAGAAUUGUUUACUCUUACGUUCGUGUUAAAGGUUAUCUUCUGAAGAAUUCUUCUCUCCAGCGCUCAUUAUCGACCGCGUGACGCCUGUACAACAAUUUUGCUCCCAGUUGCUGUUCAUCUUGAAAAAGAAUGAAUUUGUUUCAAUUUCCAAGUACGGAAUACAUUCCAAGGAAAAAAGACUAAACAGCGACAUAUUUUGAGGUGUCAACAUAAAGGUUAAAUUUCAAGUAAACGCUAAUAAUUUAUUCGGCAACAAUAAUUUCAAAACGCUUGUUCUUUGCGUACUUUGUCGAAGCGACUGAGAGCUCGAUGGC